AUGAAAACUUUCAAAAAGUUAUCAUUUACUUCACACUUGAAAGACCCAGUAGCCGACGUCCAAAGGUUCUCCUUAAAUAUUCGUUCCAUUUUGGAUGUUGGACUGGCAGUCGAAAAGCGUAGUUCACCAAAUGGUCCAUCCUACUGUAUACACAAGGCAAGAUUUGCGAAGGCAUACUUUGCCAAAUAG
Messenger RNA from Dovyalis caffra, 189 nucleotides. Lineage: Eukaryota; Viridiplantae; Streptophyta; Magnoliopsida; Malpighiales; Salicaceae. The record is from the annotation of a GenBank genome assembly.